AUGGAACCUCCGGCAAAGCUUCAACCACGCCGAAGCAUCCUCGAUAGACCUAUUCUUAUAGCUAUUCCUAUUCUCAUCGGAUUGUUCAUCACGAGGUCACCUUUCUUCAUGGCGGCCCCGGCUCUGGAUACUGCUGCCGCUGACGGCAAGCCUUGGGCUGAUACGCCGAUUAAGUUGGUUGCGACGCCGCAAUACGAGACCAAGAAGACCGACAUCUUCACCACGGGCGCAACCCACAUGGCGCUCCUGCACAACGCCAUCCUCCGCGGCUUCAACUCGGUGUACCUACAGGCGCCGCACGUCAAGCCGGUCGACCACGCCGACUUCAUCGGGUACGCGCUGACGUGGCACAAGUUCGUCGCCUCGCACCACGACGACGAGGAGGCCACGCUGUUCCCCAAGGUCGAGGAGGUGCUGCAAGACACGACUAUCUGGGCCGAGACGCACAAGGAGCACGAAGCGUUCUUAGGGGGUUUGGCUAAGUUCGAGAAGUACCUCCGCGGCGUGGAGGGUAAGCCGGCUAGUUUUGAUGGCAAGGAGUUGGUUACGAUCAUGGACGGGUUUAAGGAUUCGUUCGAUGCGCAUUUUCACAGCGAGAUCGCGACGAUUGCGAGAUUGGCCGAGCACCCGAAUGCGCCCAAACCAGGGUCCCCCGAGGAGCGGACGGCGUCGCUGACGUUUAAGUCUUGGGGCAAGAGCACGGUUACAAAGGCCGGCACGCUGGACGUCGUGCCCUUCUUCCUGUUGAACCUGGACGGCACGGCGGAGGAGGGCUUGUGGCAGAACUGGCCCCCGAUCCCGGCGCCGAUUAAAUGGGGACUGGUUAAUAUAGCGGGAGCGUGGCACGCGCGUUGGUGGAAGUUUAGCUCGUGUGCGGCGGGGAGGCCGAGGGUGUUGUAUGCGCUUGAGUAG
Annulohypoxylon truncatum is the source of this 912-nucleotide messenger RNA. RefSeq lists its product as uncharacterized. Lineage: Eukaryota; Fungi; Ascomycota; Sordariomycetes; Xylariales; Hypoxylaceae. The transcript is spliced from 2 exons. The coding region runs from base 1 to 912 and encodes 303 amino acids. The record is from RefSeq and is a predicted model, not a curated record.